AUGGCCGGCGUCGGCAAGACGGCUCUGAUGCAGCACGUCUGCGGCAUGGAGGCCGUGAAAUCGUCCUUCGAACUGACACACUGGAUUUGGGUAUCCCAGGAGUUUGACGUCGUCAGCGUGACCCGCAAGAUCGUCGAGGCGGUCACCAGAUCGCGCCCGGAGUGCGGCGAGCUGAGCACGCUUCAUGAGCUCAUAGUCGAGCACCUUGCGGGGAAGAGGUGCUUGAUCGUUCUCGACGACGUGUGGGAUGACAAUCCCAGCCACUGGAACAGCCUGACGGCCCCGCUGAGCCGCUGCGCUCCGGGGAGCGCGGUUGCCGUGACGAUGAGGAGCAACAAGGUUACCAGGAUGGUGAGCACCAAGGUGUAUCAUCUCAAAUGCUUGUCAGAUGAAGACUGCUGGCGUGUAUGCCAGCGACGGGCACUGCCGAAUAGUGAUGCCAACGUCGACCAAGAACUUGUAGAGAUCGGUGAGAAGAUCGCGAAGAAAUGUCAGGGCUUGCCAUUGGCGGCAGAGGCAGCUGGUAGUGCCCUGGGUGCUUCAACCAGCUGGAAGCACUGGGAUGAAGUCCUGAAUAACGACUUGUGGGCUGACAAUGAGGUGAAGAAUCUGGUACUAGAGGUGCUGAAGGUGAGCUACGACCACCUGUCCAUGCCGCUGAAGCGUAGCUUUGCGUUUUGUUCAUUGUUUCCUAAGGGCUUCGUCUUCGACAAAGAUCUGCUUUCACAUUAUGGCAUUUAUUCUUUUUCUUAUUUGUGA
This is a messenger RNA of Miscanthus lutarioriparius, 759 nucleotides long. The record is from the annotation of a GenBank genome assembly. Lineage: Eukaryota; Viridiplantae; Streptophyta; Magnoliopsida; Poales; Poaceae.